AUGGAUCCCGUCGCUCCAUGGCACGGGACCGCUGUUCCAAGCAGCGGCAAAGAGUCUCAAGACUCAGAAGGCGAUCCAAACCUCGUCACGUGGGACUCGCCGACCAGCCAAGAGAAUCCACGCAAUUGGUCCAGAAAGCGCAAAAGGGCUGUCGUCACCGUUGUCUCGUGCUACACGCUGUUGUCACCGCUCUCAUCGAGUAUGAUCGCGCCAGCCCUGCCGCUGUUGAGCGAGCAGUUCACCGUCACGAAUAGCGCCAAACAAAGUAUGAUGCUCUCAGUAUUCGUCCUUGCGUAUGCUAUAGGCCCGCUCUUCCUUGCGCCGUUGUCAGAAAUGUUCGGCCGCCGCAUCGUCUUGCAGUGCUCCAACGGUGUUUUCCUUAUCUUCUCCCUGGUCUGUGGCUUUGCCCAGAGCAGUGAGCAGCUCACCGCUUUCCGGUUCUUCUGUGGGCUUGGAGGGAGCGCACCCUUGGCAGUCGGUGGGGGUACCAUCUCUGAUCUCUUCACGCCGGACGAACGAGGGACCGCAAUGAGUGUUUACUCGCUUGCGCCACUGCUGGGACCGUGCAUCGGCCCAAUCGUCGGUGGAUGGAUAGUGCAGGGCUUGCACACUGAUAACCGUUGGCGCUGGAUCUUUUGGGCCGUUACGAUGUUCGGAUUCUGUAUCGCCAGCAUCGGGAUGGUCAUCUUGCCGGAAACGUACCAGCCGCGAAUCUUGGAGCUCAAGUGCAACAGACUCAAGAAGGAGACAGGUAACCUCAAGUUACACACCAUCUUUCAGCUGCAGAAUAAUGAGGAUUGGAAGGCGCGAUUCAAACGAAAUCUAAUCCGCCCCUUUGUCUUUCUCGCCACCGAGCAAGUGGUCCAGCUCUUGGCAAUCUACGGGUCCAUGGUAUAUGGAUGUAUGUACCUGAUCCUGACCACCUUCUCGGAAGUGUUCGUUCUCAGAUAUCACGAAAGCGUCGGUAUCUCAUCGCUCAACUACUUCAGCCUCGCCGUUGGUUUCUCGCUCGGCGGGCAGAUCGGUGGCCGACUCGUAGAUCGCAUUUACAGGUACUUCAAGGAACAGAAUGAUGGAGUCGGUCAACCAGAGUUCAAAUUGCCGCUCAUGAUGGCCACUUCUUGCAUCCUUCCAGUUGGCAUUCUCCUCUACGGCUGGAGUGCCGAGUAUGCAGUCCAUUGGAUCGUUCCAAAUAUCGGCUCGGCCCUCUUCGGGUUCGGUCUCAUGGGCGUCUUUCUCAGCAUCCAAAACUACCUCGUCGAUCAAUACAGCCUCUACGCCGCGUCAGCACUCAGCGCCGCUGCUUUCCUGCGCAGCUUGGCUGGAUUUGGGUUCCCGCUCUUCGCUCCUGCAAUGUACAAGGCUCUUGGCUACGGCAUCGGCAACACAAUCCUGGCGGCGGUAACGAUCGUCAUCGGUAUUCCUGCGCCAUUUCUCCUUUGGAAGUUUGGCCCCUGGCUGCGCGCUCGCUCCAACUAUUCGCCAGGCGGCAAGGGUCGGUAA
Messenger RNA from Tilletiaria anomala UBC 951, 1503 nucleotides. RefSeq names its product MFS general substrate transporter. Gene Ontology annotation, biological process: transmembrane transport. The coding region runs from base 1 to 1503 and encodes 500 amino acids. The transcript is spliced from 4 exons. The record is from RefSeq and is a predicted model, not a curated record. Lineage: Eukaryota; Fungi; Basidiomycota; Exobasidiomycetes; Georgefischeriales; Tilletiariaceae. Gene Ontology annotation, molecular function: transmembrane transporter activity. Gene Ontology annotation, cellular component: membrane.